Molecule: messenger RNA, 2007 nt
Organism: Kwoniella shivajii
Lineage: Eukaryota; Fungi; Basidiomycota; Tremellomycetes; Tremellales; Cryptococcaceae
Exons: 2
Coding region: 1-2007 (668 amino acids)
Source: RefSeq, a predicted model, not a curated record
AUGGACCCAUUACUCAUCGCCCACCCUCCCACCACCUUUGCCCAAAUGUCGGUCGCAACAGAUGACGAGAUGGCAUUCGACUCGUAUUGCAUAGUAUGUGAUAGGUUGAUCGUAACUCCAAAAGAGGUCGAGCCAGUAGCAGAGGGACCAAAGUCAGUCAAGAAGAAGUUGGGUGGUGGAACAAUCCGAGUGAAAAACCCAGAUGGUACAACUACAACGCGUACUGCGAAUGGGCAGAAAGUAACUAGACCAGGAUUGAAACGAAACCCAGCUUCAGCAGCACGUCUCGCUGCUCUGAACGCAACAUCGAAGAUGCAACCUCUCACACGAUCCAAGACGACAGACGCUACAUCACCUUCAGUUGAAUCGCCACCUAAAUCAGCAGAAGAGUCAUCAUCACCACAAUCACAUAAACUCGUCACUUUUAGAACCAACAACAACAACACUUGCUCAACAGGAUUCAAAUCAUCAAUAUAUUGCUCGAAACAAUGUAUGGAACAAGACGCUGGAAAAUCAUCAGAAGCAUAUGCCAACAUAGCUAGAACGUUAUCAUAUGAUUUUUCACACGCUUUCCCUCUAGAUACUCCAGGUGUUACGGUACCGGACCACGCGAGAAGUCCAUAUGGUCCACCUUCACCUCUUUUCGUCUCUGGAUCGGACACAGAAUCAUCUGCCGCAUCAAAUGCAGGUGGGUUGCAAGACCAUUCUGGACCAGCAAGUUCGGCACCUAAAUUCAUGGAAUACUUCAGAUUAGGCAAAGAAGGUCCUGACGAAGCUUGGAAAGCCGUCCAACGGGAUAGAAGAAGUUCAAUGCAACCAUCAGUAAAUCGUUCUGGUGCGAUUAACCAUCCCUCAACUGAGUCCUUGUCAAGUCUGUGGAACGGCGACUACGAAUUGGCAUUGGGAAGAUCAGUCUCAGGUUCAGGUAAAAUGAGAGCUAUGACACCUUUCCAAAUGCCUGAUCGAGAAACUGGUGGACCAGGAGCAGCAACGGGAAAUGGAACAAGAUCUUAUUCGAUUUCAAGUGAACAAUCAGCACCAAUCCCGGCUACGAGAGUACCGCUUAGAAGAUCAGAUUUAAGUCAUACUUCUUUGGCCGCUUCCCCUUCAUCAAUGCAAGGUGUACCGAUCCCACCUGAAUUCGGUUCCGCUCCUUCCCAUACACUUGAUCUGCUCCAAUCAUAUGCUCACGCUUUCCCUGUUCGAAGUCCAUCUGGUCUUUCAACCAGCGUUCAAAGAGGAUUUGUUUUCCCCGGAUCAACAACUAUGUCACCUGCUCCCUCGGAAAGUAGACGAUCAAGCAUUUCAAGACCUGUAUCAGGUACUGUUCGAGCUAAAUCCAGAACUGAAGCCACAUGGGAUUCGUUUGGCAAAGAAGCUGUUGAGGAGAAGAACUAUAAGUCUUUCUGUAAGAAAACAGGUCAAUCUCAAUCGCAAUCCACAGCAACUGCCAUGUCAGUACCGGAUAAUUAUCGAGGUAGAACCGAAUAUUCGCUGCAUGAUAAUACACCCAAACAAAGUCUCGAGAAAGGAGUUGGAGGAUGGAAAAUCAAGUAUUUUCAGCCUUCUUCAACUUUGAUAGAUAGGAGCGGAACCAUCAGAAGAGAUCGAUCAGCGUCAAGUGACAACUCUUCACGAUCAAAUGGUUCCCAAGCGAACUCAAGUGGCAUGACAAUCCCAAGAUCGAGUCAUCUGUCUAGUUCAAACUCAACCGCUACUGCCAGAACACCGUUAACAUCUCGAAUGCCACCCCCUGCAACUCUUCCUAAUCGACCAUCGACAACUGUCCCUUCUUCGUCCCUCUCAGGAUCAUCAGGUUUACCUUUGCCUGAUAUAGCCAAUUUGAAAAUUGAAGCUGGUGGAUGUGGGAUUGAAUCAAAUUCCAUGCCUAAAAACGGUUUCAAUUGGGAAUCAUCUGAGAAGAAAGGAAUGAAGACUUAUCAAAUCCCAGAUGCACCUCAAUUCAAGUUGGACAGAAACAAAGCUGGUCUAUUUUAUUUCCAGUAA